CGGCCCCGCCCGGCAGGGAAAGUGAGUUGCGUGGGCGCCGCGGCAGGAAUCUCAGAGCCGGGAGCGCAGAGCCGAGCCGCGCCUCGUGUGGCCGACCUGGGGGACCAUGGGCUCCAUGUUCAGGAGUGAGGAGGUGGCUCUGGUUCAGCUCUUCUUGCCCACGGCUGCUGCCUACCCCUGUGUGAGCCAGCUGGGCGAGCUGGGUCUCGUGGAAUUCAGAGACCUCAACGCCUCGGUAAGCGCCUUCCAGAGACGCUUUGUGUUGGAUGUUCGGCGCUGCGAGGAGCUGGAGAAGACCUUCACCUUCCUGCAGGAGGAGGUUCGGCGGGCUGGGCUGGCACUGCCGCCGCCUGAGGGGGUGCUGCCAGCGCCCCCACCCCGCAACCUGCUGCGCAUUCAGGAGGAGACUGAUCGCCUGGCACAGGAGCUCCGGGACGUGAGGGGCAACCAGCAGGCCCUGCGGGCCCAGUUGCACGAGCUGCAGCUCCACGCGGCUGUGCUGGGCCAGGGCCAUGGCCCCCCGGUGGCAGCCACCUACACAGAUGGGCCCUCGGAAACUAGCCCCCUACUCCAGUCCCUGGGGGACCCGCACCAGGACCUCAGGGUUAACUUCGUGGCAGGUGCCGUGGAACCCCACAAGGCUGCCGCCCUGGAGCGCCUGCUCUGGAGGGCCUGCCGCGGCUUCCUCAUCGCCAGCUUCAGGGAGGCGGAGCGGCCACUGGAGGACCCCGUGACAGGCGAGCCCGCAACGUGGAUGACUUUCCUCAUCUCCUACUGGGGCGAGCAGAUCGGUCAGAAGAUUCGCAAGAUCACUGACUGCUUCCACUGCCACGUCUUCCCAUUCCCCGAGCAGGAUGAUGCUCGCCGUGGGGUCCUGCAGCAGCUGCAGCAGCAGAGCCUCGAGCUGCAGGAGGUCCUGGGGGAGACGGAGCGCUUCCUGAGCCAGGUGCUGGGCCGGGUGCAGCGCCUGCUGCCACCCUGGCAGGUGCAGAUCCGCAAGAUGAAGGCUGUAUACCUAGCCCUCAACCAGUGCAGCGUGAGCGCCACACACAAGUGCCUCAUUGCUGAGGCCUGGUGUGCCACGCGCGACCUGCCCACCUUGCAGCAGGCGCUGCAGGAAAGCUCGAGUGAGGCAGGUGUGAGUGCCGUGGUUCACCGCAUCCCCUGCCGGGACAUGCCCCCCACGCUCAUCCGCACCACCCGCUUCACGGCCAGCUUCCAGGGCAUCGUGGACGCCUAUGGCGUGGGCCGCUACCAGGAGGUCAACCCCGCGCCCUACACCAUCAUCACCUUCCCCUUCCUCUUCGCCGUGAUGUUUGGCGACGUGGGCCACGGGCUGCUUAUGUUCCUCUUCGCCCUGGCCAUGGUGCUCGCUGAGGACCGGCCAGGAGUGAAGAUGGCGCAGAACGAGAUCUGGCGCACCUUCUUCGGCGGCCGCUACCUGCUUCUGCUCAUGGGCCUGUUCUCCAUCUACACUGGCUUCAUCUACAAUGAGUGCUUCAGCCGUGCCACCGUUAUCUUCCCCUCGGGCUGGAGCGUGGCGGCCAUGGCCAACCAGUCCGGCUGGAGCGACACCUUCCUGGCCGAGCACCCGCUGCUUGCACUGGACCCCAAUGUCACCGGUGUCUUCCUGGGACCCUACCCCUUUGGCAUUGACCCUGUCUGGAGCCUGGCUGUCAAUCACCUGAGCUUCCUCAACUCCUUCAAGAUGAAGAUGUCUGUCAUCCUGGGGGUCACCCACAUGGCUUUCGGGGUGGUCCUGGGAGUCUUCAACCAUGUGCACUUUGGCCAGCGGCACCGGCUGCUGCUGGAGACCCUGCCUGAGCUGGUCUUCCUGCUGGGCCUGUUCGGCUACCUGGUCUUCCUGGUCGUUUACAAGUGGCUGCGCGUCUCCGUGGCCGGUGCCGCCUCAGCGCCCAGCAUCCUCAUCCAUUUCAUCAACAUGUUCCUCUUCUCCCGCAGCCCCACCAACCGGCUGCUCUUUCCAGGGCAGGAGGUGGUGCAGGCCACACUGGUGGUGCUGGCCCUGGCCACGGUGCCCGUCCUGCUGCUUGGCACACCCUUGUUUCUGCGCUGGCAGCACCGGAGGAGGAGGAGGCGGCAUGCUGGCCCACAGCCGGAUGAGGACAAAACCGGGCUUCUGGACUCGCCCGACGCACCUGCCCCUGGCUGGGGCUCUGAUGAGGAGAAGGCGGGGUGCUCAGGGGACCAAGGGGAGGCCAAGUUUGUGCUCUCCGAGGUGUUCAUGCACCAGGCCAUCCACACCAUCGAAUUCUGCCUGGGCUGCAUCUCCAACACCGCCUCCUACCUGCGCCUCUGGGCCCUGAGCCUGGCCCAUGCCCAGCUAUCGGAGGUCCUGUGGGCCAUGGUGAUGCGUGUGGGCCUGCGCCUGGGCCGCGAGAUGGGCGCGGUGGCUGUGGUGCUAGUCCCCGUCUUUGCCGCCUUUGCCGUCCUCACCGUGGCCAUCCUGCUGGUGAUGGAGGGGCUCUCGGCCUUCUUACACGCUCUGCGGCUGCACUGGGUGGAGUUCCAGAACAAGUUCUACUCAGGCACUGGCUACAAGCUGACCCCCUUCACCUUCACUGUGGAAGAUGAAUAGAGCCCACCUGUGGCCGUGCCCACGGCCUCCGCCCUUACCUUGCUGUGGCAGGAAGGAAAUAAAGAGGAGGAAAGUCCA
Rhinolophus ferrumequinum (greater horseshoe bat) is the source of this 2677-nucleotide messenger RNA. It is a transcript of the gene TCIRG1, whose product is annotated as T cell immune regulator 1, ATPase H+ transporting V0 subunit a3. The transcript is spliced from 20 exons. Gene Ontology annotation, molecular function: ATPase binding; proton-transporting ATPase activity, rotational mechanism. Gene Ontology annotation, cellular component: vacuolar proton-transporting V-type ATPase, V0 domain; vacuolar proton-transporting V-type ATPase complex; plasma membrane. The record is from RefSeq and is a predicted model, not a curated record. Bases 107 to 2599 code for a protein of 830 amino acids. Lineage: Eukaryota; Metazoa; Chordata; Mammalia; Chiroptera; Rhinolophidae. Gene Ontology annotation, biological process: proton transmembrane transport; vacuolar acidification.